Molecule: messenger RNA, 1593 nt
Organism: Boeremia exigua
Lineage: Eukaryota; Fungi; Ascomycota; Dothideomycetes; Pleosporales; Didymellaceae
Exons: 3
Coding region: 305-1396 (363 amino acids)
Molecular function (GO): acyltransferase activity, transferring groups other than amino-acyl groups
Source: RefSeq, a predicted model, not a curated record
CCUGUGAAGAUCGCGCCUGGGGCCAAUUCCCACUACCAGCCGCCAAACGCCCACAUCGCGUCCCCGUGUGCACGUCGUCUUGGCUGAGCCAAUACAUAGAUGCACGUUUUCCCGCCAGUGCCUCAUAUUUUUCUGAGGCUGUUACCUUUUUACCUUGCCUUGACGACCGCUUCCCACAUAUUUACUAUUGACUUCCGGAACACGUUACUCGUUUAAUACCUUUUUGAUCCUUUUAGAUACUUAGUGCGCAAGGCCGGACCCUGAGCGAGUUUUCGUACCUAUAUGUAAAUUGAUCCAAUAAGAGAUGGGUCGCCAACUUCCCCCUUCGCAUUUGAAAGUCCCUCCGGGCCCGCAUGCAUUUCCGCAACGAUAUUCUCUUGGAGACACAGUCAUUGUGAAUCAGAUCUCAGGAUUCGAAAAAGCUAUUCCCGCGAUACCUUCGCUUCCUGGAUUUCGGACAAGUGCUGCAUUUCUCACAUCUCUGAGUGCAAACCUGAGAAUUGAUCCGGAUCUACCUUCGCCAUUGGGCACACCAACAACCUUCCGCGCCGGGAGCUACUACUCGUCACAAUCGUACCCUCACAUCCCGACAUCACUCUCGUACUCAUACCUCCCCGCGCCUGCGUACCCUUCGCCAAUCGAAGCCGAAAUCAUGCCGUCUAGCGAAGCUUCUGCUCCUAUUCAGCCAAGUGCCAACGGGCUCCCUCAGCUCUCCACGUACACGGCCCAAUCAGAGGACGACCGCAUCGAUGGCUUGAACCUGAUCGCCGACUCGGUUGCACAGCAACGCCAAGUCGCGAGUAAGAUGAUGGUCUUCCACCCGGUCAAUCUUGCUGCGCUGGGCAUUGUUAUGGCUAUCGUUGCACAGUACAUGCUUCGCAGUCACGGCGACUAUUUUGUCUUUGGCACAACAGCUGGCGGCAUCACCAUGGCAUUCCUCAUCCUCAUCCGAUGGCUCACUGGCGGGUACAUUGGCCUCGCUGAGGAGAUUGGUAACGAAUGGCUUGGUGAUGACCGUGUUGUUGUCGCAAAGUGGGGAGACGAUGUCAUUGGCGCUCUCGUCCUAGGAUGGGCAGACGGAGAUGCUGCGAAGAAGCGGGGCAGGAGAAGAAGAGGCAAGGCCAUCGUACGCGGAUGGACCGUCAAGCUCAAGUAUAGAGGCAAGGGUGUUGGAGAGGGCCUUUUGGAAGAGGCCGUCAAAGUCGCUGGAGAGAAGGGCGCAGACGGUAUCUUGUUCGCUGGAGAUCAUGCCAAUUCCACACGCAUCCUCCCAGCAAUCUACAAUGGCUUUCUCGAUAAGCAGGAAGCCAAGGCCGAAAAGGCACUCCGCAAAGUCGCCGACGAGAAGGGCAACUUCCGACAGCGCCAGUCAUCGCCCACCUGGGGCAGUCGAUGAUUAUAUUUCCUAUAUUGAGGGCCGUGUUCUUUUUUCCUUGAAACCUGUUUCUUUUGGAAGAUACCCAAUUCCCUCGUUGAGAUACCCCAACCAUUCGUUAUCAGCAUUUCUCGUUCGGCGUUUCCUAGCAUACCCAUGUCAUAGCUUUAGAGCAUCGACUAGAUAUAAUGAUGACAUAUGUUACUAGCUGCAUGGAU